Aspergillus niger is the source of this 1164-nucleotide messenger RNA. RefSeq lists its product as uncharacterized. The coding region runs from base 1 to 1164 and encodes 387 amino acids. Gene Ontology annotation, cellular component: fungal-type vacuole; plasma membrane. The transcript has 4 exons. The record is from RefSeq and is a predicted model, not a curated record. NCBI's taxonomy places the organism in Eukaryota, Fungi, Ascomycota, Eurotiomycetes, Eurotiales, Aspergillaceae.
AUGCCACUGUGGAACUGCUAUCCAUUCGAUCCGGAGGUUGCACCGCUGUUCGGUUAUCACCCUUCUCUUACAGCUGGAAUCCUUUUCACGAUUGCUUUCCUGGGUGUCUUAACAACCCAUGUCUCGCAAGCAUGCAAUACCAUAUAUCCCUGGAUAGGACUGGUGCUUUCGAUUGGAGCUGCCCUUGAGUUUAUCGGAUGGCUUGCCCGUACUUUGGCUUACCGCUGUCCAUAUACCUUUGCCAUAUGGCAAAUACAGCUGUCAACUCUGAUGUCGGCUCCAUACUUUACAACCGUCGGAAUCUACGGAGUCUUAGAUCUCAUGUACGCAGUUAUAGACCAAGUUCGACUACCUUUCAGGCCGAAGCGGUGGGCAGAUAUCUGCAUGACUAUCGCGCUUCUUAGUCUCAUUCUCCAGGUUAUUGGGGGUUCGCUGGCACACAAGGCCUCCAGUGUCGCCUCCAGUGUCGAUAAAACAGUCAGCCUGGGAAUCGAUAUCCUACAGCGACUUGUCUGGAGGAUGCCAAUGCUCAAAAUGUUAGCUGUGCUUGCGUUUGCUUUAGUUUGUAUAAUUGUUCGGGAUACAUAUCGCAUUGUGGAGUCUACGAAUGGAUGGCGUGGUUAUUCCUACACAUAUGAAAUUCUAGGGUGUCUUUUCGAUGGGCUGCCUAUGUUUAUCGCCAAUGUUACGCUGAGUAUCUGGCAUCCAGCAGUGUUGUUGAACGAGGCGAUGCUAAUGGAGUCGAGAGUUGUGCGAGCGGAGGAGGUCGAAUUACGAAGCAGAGAAGAUCAGAACGGACGAGGAAGUCGCUUGCUUGACGAGUACCCACCUAUUUCUGAGGAGCUUGAGCCAGUUCUCCAUGGGCUAGCACUUACCAGUACUCGUCUACAUCAGCAAUCUAUCACUAAGGAUCCAAAAGAGCUUGUCAGUUUUUCUUCAAAAGAAACAAGAGAUGAAUGCAUUCUUCACCACUCAUUGAUUCUGCCACGCACACUGUCAUACAGUGUAGUCGGUAGCAUCCUUCCAUGCUGGCGGAGACAAAACAUACUGCCAAGACUGCGGUCAUUCUGGAUUCCCGUUCGGCAUCUUUUCACACUCCGUUCACAAAGCAGUAUCACGACAACUGAAGGAACAAGUUAUCUGACUGCAACAGACUUUUCAUAA